AUGUACUUUUCCGCCUCCUUUGAAGAGCUCCAAAACAGGAAGAUGGCGCAUUGGUUUCACAGAAAUCCUCUAAAAGCCACUGCUCCCGCUAGUUUUGACCUCAGAUUAGUGGCUACUAACGCAGCGUCCCAGAAGAUAUGUAGCGAAGCACGACAAGCUAGACAGAGGCUGCUUGAAGUGAUAUCUGACCCUAACAAUGAAGUCGCUACCUUGGAGACUGCCGUCAACAACUACCUGGCCCUGCUUCAUGGCUUCAUGGUUUCACUUGACGAUGACAAAUCUGGCGACAGCAAGAUGAGAAUGAUCUUCAAAUUUAAAUGGACUAACACAUUAUGUGGAAAUAUGCCCCAGGAGCAGCAAGAUACAGUGUUUGAGCUGAUAUGUAUGGGGCUUAACAUCGCCUUGUGGUACACCAAACAUGCAGCUAAGAUAGCAGGAAAAGAAGAGCCAGCUAUGGAAGAAGCAAAGGAAGUUCAUAAAUGUUUGCGUAAAGCUGCUGGCAUCUUUCAGAACAUUCAGGAUUCCCAAGUUGGCAGACUAGUGGAGCAGCCAGAAAAAGGCACAGACAUGGAUAGUAGAGUACUGAAUGCUUACAUCCAUCAAUCUACAGCAGAGGCCCAAGAGGUCACUUUGGCCAGAGCCAUUGAACUGAAACACUCUUCUAGUCUCGUAUCUGCCCUUGCUUACGAAACAUCGAAAAUGUUCAUAAACUCAGAUGAUAGUUUAGCGUCAUUAGAAGAAAAGGAUGUUGGGAAAUGGCGGAAGUAUCUCCAGUUGAAGAGCUCUUUCUACCAUGCUUAUGCAUAUUCCUACCAUGGAGAAACGCUUUUGGCAGAAGACAAAUGUGGGGAAGCUAUCCGCUGUCUCCAAGAGAGUGUAAAAUAUUUCGAUAAGGCCACCACUCUUAGCAAGGACUACUCGUCAACAAAAGGCCCAGGGACUACAUGCAAACCCCAAGAACAUGCGUUCUACAAAAAUCUUGGAACACAUCUUAAGAGAACUUUGGAGAAGUGUGAACGAGAGAAUGGUUUCAUAUAUCACCAGAAAGUUCCCCCAGAGGCCCCUGAGCUUGAAUUGAAGGCCACGUAUGGAUUAGUGAAGCCAGAGGAGUUUGAAAUCCCAGCCCCAAGCCCCCUGUGGAGUAAGGCGGUGUAUGGAGCAUUUGAUAUUACAAAAAAUACACAGCCAGAUGACAAGAAAAAGAAUGAUGACAAGAAGAAAGAUGGCGAAGAGUUGCCACCAGUGAAGGAAGCUGAUAUCCCACAGUCUAACAAGGAUCCUAAAACAUUCAGUGGAUGUAGCAUCUCAUAGGAUUUGAUUCUCCAUUUACUAUUUAUAUACUAUUAUAUACAAUGUAUCUCUAUUCAAUUGUACAGAAAAAUCACAUAGAGGAUUUCCCAUAGAAUAUCCAGAGAGGAUUUAAGUUUUAUUUAAGAGCAUAGAAUGUUGAAGCCAUGCAUGGUUUGUUGGACUCAUGCAUUGUUUGUUGGACCCGUAGAUGGUUUGUUGGAUUCACGCAUGGUUUGUUACUAUCGUGCUUAUGUGUUACCUGAAUCCCUGCUUUGUUGUAAUGAAGCUGUAGGCAAGCAAACUCAUUGACACCAGUGUCAUUUGGUGUCAUUGCUUUGUCUUGACAAUGACUUUGUGUCCUGUCCAUGCAAUAUUAUUUCUAGCAAUGCAUUAUUGAGUAUAAAUGCACAGCAAUUAAGCAAUUGUGAUUAAAUGAAAAAACGAUGUUAUAUCCGAAUAGGACUACAGUGUAGUUCUUAUAUACCAUGUUCCUUUAUAGUAUUUCUUCACUUUUCUCUAUUAAAUACACAAUAUUUGACAAGGCUGACAUCUAUUUAUUGCUAAAUAUGAGACUGUUAUCAACUCUCACAGCCAUCAGUACAAUACUGUUGGGUCUAGUGUUCAGGCCAGUAGCCAGGAUUUGCCAAGGGGG
Molecule: messenger RNA, 1942 nt
Organism: Owenia fusiformis
Lineage: Eukaryota; Metazoa; Annelida; Polychaeta; Sabellida; Oweniidae
Source: the annotation of a GenBank genome assembly